Messenger RNA from Notodromas monacha, 1179 nucleotides. Lineage: Eukaryota; Metazoa; Arthropoda; Ostracoda; Podocopida; Cyprididae. The record is from the annotation of a GenBank genome assembly.
ACGGAAGCUUCUGUCAUCAUUGGAGUCAAGCAAGUACCCAUCGAUGCCCUGAUUCCCAACAAAACCUAUUGCUUUUUCUCGCAUACCAUCAAAGCGCAGGAAGCGAACAUGCCCUUGUUGGACGCACUGCUGGAAAAGAACAUUAGGUUGAUCGACUACGAAAGGAUGGUGAAUGAUGAAGGUCAAAGAGUUGUUGCGUUUGGGAUUUAUGCCGGUGUAGCAGGGAUGAUCAACAUUCUGCACGGACUGGGACUGAGAUUGCUUGCACUUGGCCAUCAUACUCCUUUUAUGAUUGCCCCUUACACCUCUGUGCUGAUCAACGGGAUUUACUGGGCAGUGGAGUCCCCGCGGUUGUUGACCAUCCCGGACGCCAAGCAACUCAGCGAGCCCGUCGUGGCGCCGUGGCUCGCGGCGUCCCCGGGGGCGCCGACGUUACCCCACCGCCUGGUCGCCAUCUGCGACAUCUCCGCGGAUCCCGGCGGCUCCAUCGAGUUCAUGACGGACUGCACCACGAUCGACAACCCGUUUUGCAUCUACGACCCCAGUCACCACACGACGCACUUCGACAGCUUCAAGGGCCCGGGUUUCCUCGUGUGUUCCAUCGACAACAUGCCGACGCAGUUGCCCCGAGAAGCCACGGACUUUUUCGGCGAGCUCUUGUUGCCGCACAUGUACAGCAUUUUGCAGUCGGAUGCCCGGAAGAGCAUGAAUGACACGCAUUUCUCGCCGGAAGUCACCUCUGCUGUGAUCACAAGCAAUGGGGAGCUAACCCCUGGAUACCAAUACAUUACUUCCCUGAGACAGAACAUAGCCCUGAAAUCAAGACAGAAGGUCAGUGGUGUGUCAAUGGCAGAACCAAGACACAAGGUGUUGCUGCUUGGGGCAGGGUAUGUCAGUGGCCCAGUUGUGGAAUACCUGACAAGGGACAGAGGAGUCAAAGUCACAGUUGAUGACAAAGGACAGAGUCAGUUUGCUCAGCGCAAGUUUGUCUGUGCCCAAAUGGGGAAAAGUGAAGACACCUUUUUUGAGAAUGUCAAGAGGGACUUGGAAAAUGUGGUGGGUUCAGCCACAGCUGUGGAUGCCCUGGAACAACUUGGACUUCUUUCUGAUGACCCUGUUGUAAAAUUUGACACUCCUUUGGACACGCUUUCAAAUUAUUUGUCCAAGAGACUGAGACUG